Messenger RNA from Penicillium samsonianum, 1185 nucleotides. RefSeq lists its product as uncharacterized. The record is from RefSeq and is a predicted model, not a curated record. Gene Ontology annotation, molecular function: DNA-binding transcription factor activity, RNA polymerase II-specific; sequence-specific DNA binding; zinc ion binding. Lineage: Eukaryota; Fungi; Ascomycota; Eurotiomycetes; Eurotiales; Aspergillaceae. Gene Ontology annotation, biological process: positive regulation of transcription by RNA polymerase II. The transcript has a single exon. Bases 1 to 1185 code for a protein of 394 amino acids.
AUGCUGAAGCUCCCAUCCCCAACCCCAUCCUCCCUAGAAAACAGACGAACCAGCCCACUCCCCAACUCCAAAACCUCAGUGAAAACCAGCCGCAGAACCCUCCCAACCUCCCCACCACUCACAUCAGAACAAAACCCAACCCCCAAACCAAACAACCAAACAACCACCUCCGAACCCCCAGCCCCUCCAUUCCGCAGCGUCUCCGCCUGCAACAGAUGUCGCCUCCGCAAACACCGCUGCGACCAACGCCUCCCUCGCUGCGAGUCAUGCGAGAAAGCCCAAGUCCGCUGCGUGGGCUACGACCCCCUCACCAAGCAAGAAGUGCCACGCAGCUACGUAGCCUUCCUCGAAAGCCGCGUCAACUAUCUCAACCAGGUGCUGAUUGACCACGGCAUCGGCUUCAAGCCCGCUAUCGCCUACGAUGAAGAAGAGACGCUGAAGAUGGAAGCUGGGCAGUCGCCGAGGUUUGAGACUCGCGGAUUGCGGGACGCGAGAGAACUGCCAGAGCAGACGCAGAUGGGGAUGGGGAUGGGAGCGCGGUCGUCCCGUAAGAGGAAAUCGACUCAGUAUGCCGAGGACGCCAUCCCGACUAGACAGGUCAAGCGCUUGGCGCAGUUAAAUGUCCUUCUUACGGAGUUGUUGACGGAUGGCUGUGAGCAUCGUCAUUGUUCCCGUGAUCCUGGCAGGGGUUAUAUGCGUGCUGCUCGUAGGCAUCGCGUGCAGGAGGACUCGCUUGAACAGAGAUUGCCGUGGUCACCGCGGAGUUUUGAUUCCGUUGAUCACAGUGAUAGCCGCACGACUAGGUCUGAGUCGCCGGUUUCGUCGCAUGAACCAUUUCAAUACCCCAGGACCAUGCAUGGGCAUGGUUCGUCUCUGCUCGGUGCGAAAAGUAUAUUGGGGUCGGAUCAUGGGCAUGAAGUACAUGACACAAAGAGACAGUCUGGGGUCGAGCUUGAUUUGGUAGAUUACGAGUCCGAGAUACCCGAUAUCAAGCCUGUUGUUGGGGGUACAGAUGUCGUUCGACAUUUGGAUGCUCCGAGUCGUGCUUCGUCGCCAGAGAAGGAGAGUCGUUCUAGUCCUGAGCCCAAGUUUGAUAUUGCUGCUGAUCUUCUUCGGGGACGGAGGGAGAGGGAGAGGGCUAAUUAUGAUUUUCUUGAUGAGUUCCUUGUUGACUGGGCUGAUUGA